Molecule: messenger RNA, 1502 nt
Organism: Erythranthe guttata (spotted monkey flower)
Lineage: Eukaryota; Viridiplantae; Streptophyta; Magnoliopsida; Lamiales; Phrymaceae
Source: RefSeq, a predicted model, not a curated record
UAUAUAGUUGCCAAACAAAUCUCCUCCACCCCACUCCUCGGUUGCCAUGAUCACUUUGCUUGAAACCUGCCGGAUUCCACCUCCGCCUAGCUCCGCCGCCGCCGCCGCCGAGCUACAACUGCCGCUUUCCUUCUUCGACAUCGUCUGGAUUCGCUCCCAACCUAUUCGCCGCCUUCUCUUCUACGAAUAUUCUUGCUCCGAAUCACAUUUCCUAGAAACCCUAGUUCCAAAACUCAAAGAAUCACUCUCCCUCACUCUCAAACACUAUCUCCCACUCGCCGGAAACCUCCUCUACCCUCUAAACACCGCCGACCAUAAGCCCCUCCUCCGUUACGUCUCCGGCGACUCCGUCUCGCUCAAAAUCGCCGUCUCCGGCCGCAACUUCGACGAACUCGUCGGAAACCACCCACGCGACGCCGAUCAGUUCUACGACUUCGUGCCGGAGAUCCCGCCGGCAACGGAAGAUUCCGAGUACAAAAUAGUCCCUGUUUUUGCUCUUCAAGUGACGCUAUUUCCCGGCCGGGGAAUUUGCAUCGGCUUCUCCAAUCUCCACAGCCUCGGCGACGCGAGAUCGAUCGCUGGCUUCAUGCAGGCGUGGGCUUCGAUCAGUAAAUCCGGUGGAGAAGAUGAGUUUCUAACCAAACACGGCGAAUCUCCGCCCGUUUUCGACAGAUCCGUAAUCAACGAUCCGCUCAAAAUCGACAGUAUAUUCUGGGAAGCCAUGAAAAAGAUUCCUUUCACACCACCUUCGUUCCCGAUACCGACGAACAGGGUCAGAGCCACGUUCACUCUCCACCAAUCCGACAUAAAAAAGCUCAAAGAAAUGGUUCUUGCCAAGAAACCGGAUUUAGGCCACGUGUCGUCUUUUGUCGUAACAGCUUCUUACGUUUGGACAACCUUGUUGAAAUCUGCAGAUGCUGUCGAAGACGAAGACGACGAUCAUAGUACGCUCGAAUACUUCAAAUUCGCGGUCGAUGUUCGCGAGCGGAUAAAUCCAUCGGUGCCCACAAAUUACUUCGGCAAUUGCCUAGGUGUAGGUAUAGCGGAAAUCGAGCAUGAAAGGCUUGUCGACGAAGAAGGGUUAUUAGUUGCGGCUGAAUUUAUGUCUGAACUUAUCAAGAACAUGAGUAACAAUAAAGACGAGGCUUUGAAAGGGGCCGAGAAUUGGAUGGAUGGUAGUAUGAAACACGUGUGGGCCCGAGCUGUUGGGGUUUCAGGUUCGCCGAGAUUCGAUUUGUGUAGUGCGGAUUUCGGGUGGGGAAAUGCGAGAAAGCUCGAAGUUGUGUCGAUUGAUGGAGAGAGGUGUUCGAUUUCGUUGUGUAAGUCUAAUGAUUCCGAGGGUGGAUUGGAGAUUGGUUCGUCUUUGCCUAAGGAGAGAAUGACUGCUUUUGCUGCUAUAUUUGCCGAUGGCCUAAAAUUGUGAUUUGGGGAUUCAUGCUAUUACAAUUUGUUAACGAUAAUAAGAUGUCAAAAAAAGCUUAUAUAAUAUGUAAGAGUUAAUA